AUGGUUCAUGUCAUAGCCCUGAUCGCUUUUAUGACUUGUAUGGUGCUGUCAGAGGCCCAACAUGAGCCCGGGUACUGCGCUUUCUAUGAAGAAUGCGGUCGUAACCCGUCGAUAACUGGGUCCCUCAUUCCUCCUAUUGUCCCCUGUUUAAACUACAGCCGUGCCCGACCAGUCACAGGAGCCCACUACACUAAGCUCAAAGAGGUGUGUCCCAUUCUGGACCGUGGUGAGUACAACACGUACGCCUGCUGCUCCAUCAAACAGCUGUCAUCCCUGGAACUGAGCCUGGCCCUGUCAAAGGCUGUGCUGAUCCGCUGCCCUUCCUGCGCUGAGAACUUUGCCCACCUGCAUUGCAUCAACACCUGCAGCCCCAACCAGAGCAAGAUGAUAAAAGUCACAAAGGUCAAGAAUGUCACUCAUCUGGGCAAGACAAGGGAGGCCGUGGUGGGUUACCAGGCAUUCCUCAGCACCACCUUUGCAGACGCCGCCUUCCAGUCUUGUAAAAAUGUAAGGAUCCCAGCCACAGGAGGCUUUGCCAUCGCCACCAUGUGUGGUCGGUACGGUGCCAAACUGUGCACCCCACAGCGCUGGUAUGACUUCCAGGGAGACUCCAGUAAUGGCCUGGCUCCACUGGACAUUGACUUCAGACUGAUAAAAGAGGGAGACACUGAGGGACUACCAGAGGGUGUGAUUCCCUACAACGGACGUGCUCUGAAGUGUAACGAGACCACACCAUCAGGAGGUCAGAUCUGCUCCUGCCAGGACUGCAAAGAGUCUUGCCCAAGUGUGCCUCCUCUACCACUUCCUCCCGGCCCCUUUAGACUGUUGGGGACAGAUGGCUUCCUUGUGAUUUCUGUUAUCUUACUCUGUCUCCUGAUAUUUGCCUUCCUGUUAUACUUCUCUGUCUUUUGCUUGGUGAAGUCUAAGAAAAGAGAGGAUGAAGAGAGAGGAAAGAGAAAGAGGAAAGGCAAAGACCAGAACAGUAAUGAUGUGACUCAGCAGGUCGUUCAACCAUCAGAGGUGACGUGCGCUGACAGGAACAGCUUGGCAGCUCAAGCUUUCCUGAGCCUAGAGUUUCGGUAUUGGGGAACCCUCAUGGCCACUUAUCCCCUCACAGUGCUCCUGAUUUCGGCUGUAGUCGUGGCUGUUUUCUCUGCCGGCCUUAAAUCCAUUGAGCUCACCACUGACCCGGUCGAGCUGUGGUCUGCUCCCAACAGCCGGGCCCGCCAGGAGAAAGACUUCCAUGACACACACUUUGACCCGUUCUUCAGGACAAACCAGCUGAUCUUGACAGCGCCAGGCAGAAAAGGCCACAUUUACGAUUCUUUGCUGUUUGGCCCGCAGAACUUUAGCGGGCUUGUAUCUAAGGAUCUCAUUAUUGAGCUGCUGGAGCUCCAGAAACGAAUACAGAACAUCGAGUUCUGGUCAGAGGAUCUGAACCGCACAGCAAGUCUGAAGGAUGUGUGCUUCGCACCGCUGAACCCAUCCAAGCCCUUACUGACGGACUGUGCAGUCAACAGCUUGCCACAGUACUUCCAGAACAGCCUGGACAACAUUAAUGCUAAGGUGAACAUGACAGAGCUGGGAGUGACCAAAGAGGUGGACUGGAGAGACCACUUAAUCUACUGCCUCAACUCGCCCUUGUCCUUCAAAGACAUCACUGAUUUAGGUAUGAGUUGCAUGGCUGACUAUGGAGCUCCAGUCUUCUCCUUUCUGGCUGUGGGAGGCUAUGAGAAUGACGACUACACCAAUGCACAGGCUUUCAUCUUGACCUUCUCCCUCAACAACUACGCUCGCAGCAACCCCAAGUUUAAAGUGGCCAUGCAGUGGGAGAAAGAGUUUCUUAAAAUUGUCCAGGAUUACCAGAAAAGCCCUGCCACCAACUUCACCUUUGCAUUCAUGGCAGAGAGGUCUCUGGAGGAUGAGAUUAAUCGGACAACAGCGGAGGAUAUCCCCAUCUUUAUGAUCAGUUAUGCUGUAAUCUUUGUUUACAUUGCUGUUGCACUGGGGGAGUACUCUUCAUGGAAACGCAUACUGGUGGACUCCAAGUUCUUGGUGGGUCUGGGUGGGAUCCUGGUGGUUGCCUGUUCUGUCCUGGCCUCCAUGGGCUUCUACUCCUGGAUCGGCAUCCCCUCCUCACUGGUCAUUCUACAGGUCGUGCCCUUCCUGGUGCUCGCUGUAGGAGCUGACAACAUCUUCAUCUUUGUUCUGGAGUACCAGAGAGAUGUACGGAGGCCUGGAGAGAAGAGAGAGGAGCACAUUGGUCGUGUCCUUGGAAAUGUAGCUCCCAGCAUGCUCCUGUGCAGUCUCUCUGAGUCUGUCUGCUUCUUUUUAGGGGCCCUGUCCACCAUGCCAGCAGUCAAGUCCUUUGCUCUGUACGCUGCUCUGGCUGUGCUCAUGGACUUCAUCCUCCAGAUGACAGCCUUUGUGGCGCUGCUGUCCCUGGAUGCCCGGCGGCAAGACAACAACCGCUGUGAACUGCUCUGCUGUGUUACAGUGUCAACCCAGCAUCCCAACAAACCAAACGAGGGCUUUCUGCUGCCCUUCAUGAGGAAAUACUACGCCCCUGUCCUACUGCACCCUUACACCAGGAUCAUAGUGAUUUUGGUGUUCAUCUUCAUGCUCUGCGGAUCCCUAUUCCUUAUGUUUCAUGUCACAGUUGGUCUGGAUCAGGAGCUGGCUAUGCCUAAGGGCUCUUAUAUGUUGGACUAUUUCCAGUACCUGUAUAAAUACUUUGAAGUUGGAGUCCCUGUUUACUUUGUAACAAAAAGGGGCUUCGACUUCACCAGUGUGGAGGGCAUGAAUGCAGUCUGCUCCAGCGUGGGCUGUGAUCAGUUCUCACUAACCCAGAAGAUCCAGUACGCCACCACUUACCCUGAUCGGUCCUACUUGGCUAUUCCUGCUAACUCUUGGGUGGAUGAUUUCAUCGACUGGCUGAACCCUGGAUCUAGAUGUUGUCGUCUGUACGCCUUCGGUCCAAAUGCUGGAAAGUUCUGUCCUGCAAGUGAAUCUCCCUUGCUCUGUGCUCGUAAGUGUAUGGCUACUCCUCAAAAUGGCGUCCUCAGGCCUAGUGUGGAACAAUUCAACCGCUUCCUCCCUGACUUUCUCGGUAACAGGCCUGACCUUCAGUGCCCCAAAGGUGGUCUAGGAGCCUAUGACACGGCAGUAGUGAGAGAUGCGAGUGGAGAAAUUAUAGCCUCUCGUUUCAUGGCUUACCACACACCUUUAACCAACUCCAAGGAGUUCACUGCAGCACUGCUGAAGGCCAGAGAGCUAGCCCACAACAUCACAAUGGGCAUGAGGAAAGUGCCAGGCACCUCACCUGACUUUGAAGUAUUUCCUUACACGGUAACUAAUGUAUUUUAUGAGCAGUACCUCACUAUUGUGCCAGAGGGACUUUUCAACAUCUCCCUGUGCUUGCUGCCAACCUUCGUGGUGUGCUGUCUGCUACUGGGUUUGGACCUCUGCUCCGGCCUGCUCAACCUGAUUACCAUAAUCAUGAUCAUCGUGGAUACUGUUGGCGUCAUGACACUGUGGGGCAUCGAUUACAACGCAGUGGCCCUUAUCAAUCUGGUCACGGCAGUGGGCAUCUCUGUGGAGUUUGUGUCACAUAUGACAAGAUCCUUUGCGCUCAGCACCAAGCCCACACGUGUGGAAAGAGCUAUGGAGGCCACAGCCAAUAUGGGCAGCGCGGUAUUUGCUGGUGUUGCUAUGACCAACCUACCAGGCAUCCUUGUGCUGGCGUUUGCCAAAGCACAGCUCAUCCAGAUCUUCUUCUUCCGGUUAAACCUGGUCAUCACACUUCUGGGGCUGGCUCAUGGACUUAUAUUCCUCCCUGUGCUGCUCAGCUACUUUGGUCCUGGUGUGAAUAAGGCGGUGCUGCUGCAGCUCCAGGAGGCCAAAGCAAAGGCCAGCCAGGAGCUGGAAGUGAGGAGCAACAUGAGACAAGUCUAUGAAAACCUGAGCUAUGAAGACAAUGAGAUAAAACAGGACCCAGACUUAAACUCCGCAAACUCCAGCAGACCAUCAAAAAUGAUAGAAAACCAACAGCAGGAGAGAAUUGACUGCUUCUGA
Molecule: messenger RNA, 4074 nt
Organism: Xiphias gladius (swordfish)
Lineage: Eukaryota; Metazoa; Chordata; Actinopteri; Istiophoriformes; Xiphiidae
Gene: npc1l1
Product: NPC1-like 1
Exons: 21
Coding region: 1-4074 (1357 amino acids)
Cellular component (GO): membrane
Molecular function (GO): lipid carrier activity
Source: RefSeq, a predicted model, not a curated record